AUGGCUAGUGAGGAGAGUUUUGUUGUUUUGGUGCACCACAGAGGAUCUGUUAAUAGAAAAACUCGUUCCGGAGUAAAGUUCACAGAUAAGAAUCCUCUAUGUAUUGUCAUAACAUCUACGACGAGUUACGAUGAUCUUGUUAGCGCUGUACUGAUGAAGCUUGGUCUGGAGGGUGCGAAGCGAGUAAAGAAGUUUUUCUAUCGCAUUCCAGUCACGGUGCUACAGAAUACGGUGAAGUAUGAUUGCUUCACGAUUAACAAUGAUGCGGACCUGCAAGUAAUGUUUCUCUGUCGGCGGCAGUUUCCGGAGGUGAGGACACCGGAGUUGUUGGCCCGGCUGGUUGAUGUUGUAUCCAGCUCCAGCGGUUCGAACAGGAAUACGAACACUAUAGCGAAUGCAGCAGGUUCUAGUUCCCGGCCUGCCGUUGCUUCCUCGUCCGUCCCUGUGUACGAACCAGUGGUCCAACAUGUCGCCUCCCCAUCUUUCGCUGUUGACCUGAAUGCCACUUCGCCUCCCCGAGACGGUUUUUUGGGUGAUGAAGAGGAGGAUGACGUCGAGCCGGAUAUGAUUGACGAUGACAGCGCUGAUGAUAUUGAAGCGAAUGGGCCUGCAUUGGCGGAUAAAGAUGAGGCCCUUUUAAGUGUGAAGACUUACAGCAUCCGGCGAGGGGUACAGUACAAGGUAGUGGAGUCUGAUUAUCGCCGGUAUGUGGGCAAGUGUUCAGAGUUUGGGAAUGGGUGCACAUGGUUGAUUCGACUGAGUCUCCGGAAGCGCAAGGGCAUUUGGGAGGUCAAACGGUACAAUGGACCUCACACUUGCCUGGCCACAUCCAUCUCUAGUGACCACAGGAGUUUGGAUUAUCAUGUGAUUUCAGCCUUCAUUAUGCCGAUGGUUAGGGCCGAUGCAUCCGUGAGCAUCAAGGUGCUCCUGAACGCCACGGAAGCGCACUUUGGUUUUAGGCCGACUUACCGGAGGGUUUGGAUGGCGAAGCAGAAAUCUAUUGCCCUCAUAUACGGUGACUGGGAUGAGUCCUACAACGAACUGCCUAGGUGGGUCUUGGGUGUCCAGCUGACGAUGCCUGGGAGUGUUGUGGUCCUAAAGACGAGCCCGGUUCGAGUUGGAGGACAGGUGGACGAAUCUCAAGCCAUUGACGGCACACAUCUGUAUGGGAAGUAUGGGGGGACGUUGCUCAUCGCGAUUGCACAGGAUGGGAACUCCAACAUUCUACCUGUGGCAUUCGCACUAGUAGAAGGUGAGAAUGCGGAAUCCUGGACAUUCUUUCUGUCACACCUUCGACAGCACGUGACCCCGCAGCCCGGUCUGCUGGUUAUAUCGGACAGGCACAACGGCAUUAAGGCUGCGCUUGAGGCCCCUGACGGCAGUUGGCUACCGCCAUCUGCGUACCGUGCAUUCUGCAUACGACACGUAGCGGCUAAUUUUGCCCUAACCUUCAAGGGCAAAGACGCUAGGAGGCUACUAGUGAAUGCGGCGUAUGCGAAGACCGAGGUUGAAUUUGAUUACUGGUUUGAUAUCCUGCGAUCUGAAGAUCCGGCGAUGUGUGACUGGGCGAACCGGAUUGAUUACUCGUUGUGGACUCAGCAUCGUGAUGAGGGGCGGAGAUUCGGUCACAUGACGACGAACAUCUCCGAGUGUGUGAACUCUAUCCUGAAGGGGGUCAGAAAUCUCCCUGUAGCCUCCCUGGUGAAGGCAACAUAUUGUAGGCUUGCGGAGCUGUUUGUUCGCAAGGGGAGAGAGGCUGAGGCCCAGAUGGGGACAGGACAACAAUUCAGUCAGCAUUUGGUGAAGUGUAUUGAGGCCAACAUGAAGACGGCCAGGUGCUUCACGGUGACGCUGUAUGACCGGGAUAACUCCGAGUUCACUGUAGCAGAGACCACUCCGACUGGUUCUUUCUCCUUGGGUACUUACAGAGUAUCACUUGCCUCUCGGACAUGUGACUGCGGGUACUUCCAGGCUCUUCAUUUCCCGUGUCAGCAUGCACUUGCAUGCUGUGCAUACUCACGGGUCACCUGGACCUCUUACGUUCACAGCGUCUAUCAGAUUAGCUCGGUCUUCAAUGUGUAUCGGAUGGGAUUCACACCUCCCAUCCCGGAGGGCUUCUGGCCACCUUACGACGGGCCCACGGUGAUUCCAGACCCUGCCAUGAGGCGUGCCAGAGAGGGUCGUCCUAGAUCCACUAGGAUACGGACGAAUAUGGACGAGGCGGAUCCGAAUCGGCCAAAGAGGUGCGGCCUUUGUCGCCAACCCGGACACACGCGACGUAGUUGCCCACAGGUUGGAGGCUCGUCUCAGACAGGACACCGUUAG
Molecule: messenger RNA, 2325 nt
Organism: Arachis duranensis
Lineage: Eukaryota; Viridiplantae; Streptophyta; Magnoliopsida; Fabales; Fabaceae
Exons: 4
Coding region: 1-2325 (774 amino acids)
Molecular function (GO): zinc ion binding
Source: RefSeq, a predicted model, not a curated record